Molecule: messenger RNA, 2307 nt
Organism: Ostrinia nubilalis (European corn borer)
Lineage: Eukaryota; Metazoa; Arthropoda; Insecta; Lepidoptera; Crambidae
Product: putative inorganic phosphate cotransporter
Exons: 11
Coding region: 112-1512 (466 amino acids)
Biological process (GO): transmembrane transport; monoatomic anion transport
Cellular component (GO): membrane
Molecular function (GO): transmembrane transporter activity
Source: RefSeq, a predicted model, not a curated record
UCCGCCAGCAGUCGUUGCGGUUAUAACAAAACUAACGUUUUUGUUAUAAGAAGAAAUAAAAACUGUUGAUAAAAAUAAGUUGUUUAAUUGACUGUCAAACGUUUGUGAAAUAUGAAAAGUGAAGAGGAAAGCACCGUUAGCAAGCCAAGUGCUUGCCUCGGAGUUCGCCAUGCCCAAGCCUUGCUGCUGUUCCUGGCCAUGCUGAUCGCCUACGGGAUGCGCGUCAACAUGAGCAUGGCCAUCGUCUCCAUGACCGACUCCGACCUUGAAAAUUCCUUCGAUUGGAGCUCUAAGACGCAGAGUCUCAUCCUGUCUUCCUUCUUCUGGGGCUACGCUGUCCUGCAAGUGCCUGGCGGUGAGAUGGCAGCCCGAUUUGGGGGAAAGGUGCUUGUCUUGACCUGCAUUGUCGUCAACUCCGCUGUAUCCUUAUUGAUACCAAUUGGAGCAUUUUAUGGUGGAUGGCAAAUGGUAUGCGCUUGCCGCGUUAUUCAGGGUCUGUCGCAAGGAUUCCUGGUGCCUUCAAUGCACCACCUCAUUGGAAAAUGGUUUCCUUUGGAGGAAAAAAGUCGAUUUGGAACUUUUGUUCAUUCAGGAGGACAAUUGGGGACAGCUGUCCAGCUUAUGAUUUCGGGCUUCAUAUCCAGUUACUGGGGGUGGCCGGCCAUAUUUUAUGUCAACGGCACCAUUGGGGCAGUCUGGGCCGCCGUCUAUGUCUUUUUGGGUUCAUCAACGCCACAAACUUCGAAAGUUAUUAGCGAUGAAGAAAAAAUGUACAUACUCACUUCUUUGGGACAUGUUGGUGAACAAAAGAAACUCAAAACGCCAUGGAAGGCAAUCUUCAAGUCGGUGCCUUUCAUCGCCCUCAUCGUCGCCCACUCUGGCCAGAAUUGGGGCUUCUGGACUCUCAUGACGGAGAUCCCCUCCUACAUGAAGCAAGUCAUGGGCGUUGACAUUGGUGCUAACGGUGUCAUGUCAGCUCUACCAUACCUUACUAUGUAUCUGUUGAGUUUUCCACUCGGUUACUUGGUCGACUUGAUUCAGAAGAAGAAGUGGCUCAGCAUCACAGCUUGCAGAAAGAUCUCUAAUACUAUUGGUCAUUGGGGUCCAGCUGUAGCUCUGAUUGGGCUCACGUACGCACCCGCUGGCGACGCCACCACGGCAGUCAUCAUUCUGUGCGUGGUAGUCGGCCUCAACGCUGGACAAUAUACUGGAUACUUGCUAGUCCACAUCGAUAUGGCGCCCAACUUCGGCGGGACCUUGAUGGGCAUCACGAACUGUAUCGCGAACUUCGUCUCCAUCUUAGCGCCGCUGGUGGCUGGGCUCAUCUUGACAGAUCAGACUGACCCAGACCAAUGGAGGAUCGUUUUCUACCUGUCGUCAGCCGUCUACAUCGUCUGCAACCUGAUCUUCAUUAUCUUCGGAACGAGUGAGAGACAGGCGUGGAACGAACCAGAGUCUAAGGAUACUGAUGAUGACAUCACGACAGAGAAGAAAGUAGAAAAAGUAGUUUGAUGGUUAUAUUUAUAUUAUUAGCUCUUGUAUCCUGCUUUAUUUCUGGAGAGAGCAUACUAAAAGACUUUUUGCCAGAGAAAUAUUUAAAACUUUGUUUAAAAAGGUUUUAUUCUUAAUUAUUUAAUUACUUGAUAAAUUAUUACAGUAUUAUACUUAUAUACACUCGACGUCAAAUAAAUCGCACCUCCCGCGACAAGCAUUUUUAAACGUAUGCAUCCCCACUUCCCACCAAUAUUGGUACCAUUUAAACGCCUAGUUCUAACCUUCAUUUCAUUAAAGGAAAGGUUUUUACCCCAAAAAUGUGUCUUUAGAAGGAUCCAGAGUCACUUCUUCAAAAAAUAGGUAGUUACGCUAGAGCCAACUUUUAUGGCUAUAAAACUGUUAAGUUGGGUUUAAUUGCUAUCCAUCUGUUAAAGAGGACACGUGAAAUCAUUAUUUGGUUUUAUAACCAUGAAAAUUGGUCUAAUUGAUCCCAAAGGUGGGCCCAACAUGAGGUAUUUUUUCAAGUCACAUUUAUGGUAGGUAUAUGCUAAUAAUUUAUUAAGAAAUUAAAUGUGUUUUUCAUAUAAUUGGGCUUUCAAAUAACACCAAUAUUGUUAGGGCACCAUGAUUGUGUCAGAAGAAAAUCGUUAAAGUUCGCGUUGCGGAAGGUGCGGUUUAUUUGAUGUUGAGUAUAUUUGUAAAUAGAGUAGAUAAUAUAGCAUAUAUUUUAAAGGCUGUUAACCUAGUAGUCAAUAGUGUAGUGUAGUUGUAUUAAAAAUGUAGUGAUCAAAACAAUAAAAUUAAAAUAUUUAA